AUGACAGCAAAAGUUUAUAACCUAACACCGUUAUAUAGGAAAUUAUUUUUAAAAGAAAAAUAUUUAUGCUUACAAAAAAACCACUUUCGAACGUAUUACAAUGUACUCUUUUUCGGUUCUGAUUCAAUUGCACUCACUUGUCUAGAAAAAGUUAAUGAAUACAGAAAAAAUGAAAGACUUGUCAAGCGAUUGGACUUAGUUACGACGAAUAAGACAACAACCAAUAUACAGAAAUAUGCUCAUAUGGAAAAUAUUCAAUUAUUGCAAUGGCCUGAAUUAAACCUCAAAAAUGGCCAAUAUCACAUUGGAUUAAUUGCAUCAUUCGGACAUUUAAUUAAAGAAGACAUUCUCGAAAAAUUUCCAUUAGGAAUAGUCAAUGUCCAUCCUAGUCUAUUACCAAGAUGGCGAGGAGCAGCUCCGAUUAUUUAUACAUUGCUACAUGGAGAUGAAAUCUCAGGGGUAUCGUUAAUGAGAAUCAAGCCAAAUAUUUUUGAUGUAGGUGAAAUAAUUAGCCAAGAAAAAGUAGCUAUUUCCAAGGAUAUAAAAUUACCAGAACUAACAGAGCAACUGUCAGAAAUUGCAGCACAGAUGCUUGUGGACUGCUUAAGGAGUUUACCAACUAGUUUGAAUAAUGCAAAGCCACAAAGUAAUGUAGGUGUAACAUAUGCGAAAAAGAUUAAUAAAAAUAUAAGUGAAGUAAGAUGGAAUGAAAUGGGUGCAAGAGAUGUGUAUAAUCUCUACCGUGCUAUAUAUGGGCUAUAUACAUUAAGAACAAAAUUUUGGGAUAAACAAAUGAAACUGUUUAAUGCAUUUUUGGUGGAAACUGACAGUGAAUGUAAUAACAAAUCUGUUGGAUCUUUAGAAUACUGUCAUGAAACUAAGGCAAUAAAAAUAUUAUGUAAAGAUAAAAAAUACAUUUAUUUCAAGUCACUCAGAAUAGUAGGCAAACGGGAAAUAUCAGCCACUGAUUUUUAUAAUGGUUACAUAAAAAGAAUGUUACCAGACAAUGAUAGGGAAUUGAUAGUAUGUUAUCAU
This is a messenger RNA of Brenthis ino (lesser marbled fritillary), 1035 nucleotides long. The record is from the annotation of a GenBank genome assembly. Lineage: Eukaryota; Metazoa; Arthropoda; Insecta; Lepidoptera; Nymphalidae.